Molecule: messenger RNA, 342 nt
Organism: Paracoccidioides brasiliensis Pb18
Exons: 1
Coding region: 1-342 (113 amino acids)
Source: RefSeq, a predicted model, not a curated record
AUGAAAAUCGUGACCACGGAUAAGGUGAGUCGUCUGUUCUACGGUGACACAUCUCACAAGGAGUUAAAUUCCUUUUUAUCCUUCACACACAUAAAUCUACGACUCCGUGCGCUGAGCGUAAGAAAAUCUUUCUCAUCUGCUGCACAUCACAUUCUGCUGCAGAAGCUUGGGUCGCCUCCUAUCAUUAGAAUCACAGCUAAACAAACCCCUUCUCCAGUGGAGAUUGAAAAUCUGCAAACUACGAAAGCAUCCCGUAAGCAGUCGAUACGAUACACAUCGACGUCCAAGAGGCGGGCGAAACCUUCCACCAGAGCUGCUGCCAAGAAGAUUAGACGCGUCUAA